AUGGACAGCAGAGCAGAAGAGCUAUUCCGAGAGUGUCAGAGUUGCUCAGGAUCAAAAGGAGUUUCAUUCUAUUCAAUCGUUCACGUCGAUGAUGUAGAAGUCGUUCGAAAAAUGCACAUCGAAGUGUUCAAGCUCGAAUCGUACCGUCCUCCAAUUUAUCGGAUGUUCAUAACUCCUGGACAACACUCGUUUUAUGUUGAGUCCAACGUAUUCCGCUACACAACGCAGUCAAACAAAACUAUCGUUGAUUCAAUCACUAUCGUAUCUCAAAUGUUAUGA
Cooperia oncophora is the source of this 279-nucleotide messenger RNA. Lineage: Eukaryota; Metazoa; Nematoda; Chromadorea; Rhabditida; Trichostrongylidae. The record is from the annotation of a GenBank genome assembly.